Molecule: messenger RNA, 879 nt
Organism: Cryptococcus amylolentus CBS 6039
Lineage: Eukaryota; Fungi; Basidiomycota; Tremellomycetes; Tremellales; Cryptococcaceae
Exons: 5
Coding region: 89-781 (230 amino acids)
Source: RefSeq, a predicted model, not a curated record
AUAUAAUCAAGAUAUAAUUCGUCUCACUUUCUCCUCUUCUCUCUCCCUUGAUCCCUGCACACCUCGCCCCCACCAAAGCUCAAGCACCAUGUCCUCCCGCUCCUCCGUCCUCCCAGGUGCAUAUUACUACUUCUUCUGGCUUAUCGAGCCCCUCCUCACAGUCGCCGGCGGUGUCUCUGCAAUCUACGACCCUGUCGCGUUUGCCAAAGACAGUUUGCCUCUGAAUAUUGAGAGGGCUAGUGCAUUGGUUGGGAAGAGUGUUAGGGGGCAGCUUGUGACUACGCAGCUUGGGUCUUGCUUCUUGCUUUUGGCGAUGAUUUCGUUCUCGCUCUUCUGGGUAAUCAAAAAGAACUUCAAGGAUCAGCCUGCUGUUCAAGAAAAGCUUGUCAAGGCGUUGCUUAUCCCUCUUUCUAUCGCCGAUCUCGUCCACAUUGGUAUCACGCUCCUCGCCCUCCCCGUAUCACACCUCCAGGACCCCUCCGCCUGGACUUAUGUUCUCAAAGGAAACGUCUGGAUCACCUCCGUCCUCUUCCUCGUCCGCUCUGCCUGGCUCCUCGGUAUUGCCCGCCCCACCGCCUCCUCCAUCCACGACUCCGCCCUAUCACCCCACAAACAAGCCCGCCUCCCGCUCCCCAAGACCGUUUCUGAAUACGCCGUUGAGCAAGUCGUGGAGAUUGACAGCAAGCCGUCAGAGAGGGAAGCUAUUCCUAAGGCUGUGGAGACGCCUACUUCUGCUAAGAGGAGGACGCCUAGAUCGAAGAAGAUUGUUCAGGAUGAUUAGGCGGAGGGACGUUGGGGGGAUGUGAUGGAGAAGGUGGAAGAAGAAUACAGAAGAAUAGUAGGCAGAUGACUAUCAAUGCAUACAUUAUCGAUUCGAAA